Molecule: messenger RNA, 294 nt
Organism: Colletotrichum fioriniae
Lineage: Eukaryota; Fungi; Ascomycota; Sordariomycetes; Glomerellales; Glomerellaceae
Source: RefSeq, a predicted model, not a curated record
AUGCCUCCAAAGGCCCCCAAGCCAAACGGCACCUUCACCUACUGCGUCGGCUCCAACCCGCCCUUCACGCCCGAGGAAUACGCAAGCGACCCUACCCGCCGCCAACGCGCCCUCGACCACCUGGCCAAGAACGACCUCUACGCCGCCACCGUCGUCACCUUCAACCUCCCCGAACGCGACACCUACGUCUACCACGCCAUGACGGCCGUCCGCCUCGCCGAGGUCCAGCGCGUGGUCAGCAUGGGCGGCGUCAACGGGUUGCAUGCGUGGUAUCGCGACGAGGAGGGGAAGCCG